Lactuca virosa is the source of this 488-nucleotide messenger RNA. The record is from the annotation of a GenBank genome assembly. Lineage: Eukaryota; Viridiplantae; Streptophyta; Magnoliopsida; Asterales; Asteraceae.
AUGAGUAUAAAGUUGGACGAGUGGAAUAAUUGGAAACAUCAUAGGAAGCAAAAUCGAAAGCAAGUUCCACCAUCAACCUUGGUCAAUGGAAACAUUGGGCCUCGAGCUGUUCAUCUUCUUGCUAUAAAGGAGGGUAUAAGAAUUUUUGAUAAUGCUUCAACUGCAUACAGAUUACCCUUUGUUGAUUAUGUUGCCUUAUAGUUUUUGGUUGGAUGAGUGAGUGAUGAUGCUUCAUGUGCAACUUUAGACUUAUUUGACUUUACUUAGACUUUUGUUUAAAAGAAAUCAAAAUAUUGAUGAACAACAAUGAAAUUAUUAUUAUUUUCUACGGACUACAAUUAAAUUAGUUUUUUAUUUAUUAUUAUAGCGAAAAAUGUGUUGCUAUAAGUAGCAUGAACUCUAGAAUCACAUGUAAUUAGCGGUUAAAAAAUAUAUACCAAAAAAUAUUUUAUUGUAUUGUGGCAAACAAAAAAAUGCCACUAAAGUAG